CUCUGAAAUUACUAUUUUUGUUUUAUUUUAUGACUGUUUGAAUUGCUUUUUGUUCAUUAGUUUUAUUUUAUAUUCAGAACUACUCUCUGAAAUAAGUAAAAAUGUGGACUACGAAAACGUUUCUCACAAAAACAAAGCGUGGAAACAUAUUAAAAAUUGUUAGAGAACAUUACUUACGUGACGAUUUACUAUGCGGAUCGGCAGCUUGUGAUGUUUGUCCCCAUAAAGACGAUGAAAUUAUUUUGGAAGCAGAACCAAGCUCUGUAUGUGAUUUAUUCCAAAAUCAUCACUACCUGAUUUUGGAUACUAAUGUCGUGCUACAUCAGAUAGAUGUACUAGAAGAAGAUGCUUUGAAAAAUGUUAUAAUACUACAAACUGUAUUAGAAGAGGUUAAACAUAGAAAUACUGCUAUAUUUAAACGACUUUUAGAUAUUAUUGCAAACAAAAAAAGGAAGUUUUACUCAUUUAUUAAUGAGCAUCAUAAAGACACUUACAUUGAACGUAACGCAGGAGAAAAACAAAAUGAUCGAAAUGAUAGAGCAAUUCGUAAAGCAGCUACUUGGUAUGAAUCUCAUUUAUCUAUCAACAAAACAAAUAAGAAUUUUCCAACAAUCAUUCUUUUGACUGAUGAUGAAAACAACAGGAAGUUGGCUCAAGAAGAAGGAAUUACCUGCUGCUCUGUGAAAGAGUAUGUAGAGAACAUAAAAGGUUUUGUUGGACUAGCUGAUAAAUUAUCAAAAAAUGUUAUGCCAGAAAGCUGUUCAAAAAAUGCUUUGUACCCUGCACAUUUGACACCCAGUCAAAUACAUAAUGGAAUCAGAAAUGGUACAAUAUACCAGGCAACCUUUCAUGCUUCUCGAGACAACUUUCUCGAAGGAACGGCCAGUAUCAACCAAUUUGACAAACCUAUUCUGCUACAAGGUCAUAUAGGCAUUAAUAGAGCCAUAGAUGGUGAUAUUGUGGCCAUAGAACUGUUGCCAAAAGAGGAAUGGAGUAAGCCUAGUGACAUUGUACUAGAAGACAAAACAGAUGAUCCUGGAGAUAUUUUAGACGAAGAUGCUGAGUUAAAGCUCAAAAACAGUAAAGCUGAGAAAGACACUGAUGAAAUAUCCCCAACAGGCAAAGUUGUGGGUAUUAUAAGGAGAAAGUGGAGACAGUACUGUGGUAUAUUGAUGCCAAGUAAUUUCCCAGGAGCUACCCGCCAUCUUUUUACACCCGCUGAAAGGCGAAUUCCGCGAGUGCGUAUUGAAACACGCCAAAGCGAUAUUCUCGCAUCCCAAAAAAUUGUAGUGGCUCUAGACUCUUGGCCGAGAAAUAGUCGUUAUCCAUUAGGUCAUUUCGUCAGAUCCCUGGGACCUAUAGGUGAUAAAAAUGCUGAGAAUGAGGUUAUUCUACUUGAACACGACGUUCCCCACGCGAGAUUCAGCGAAGCCGUGCUGGCCUGUCUACCUCCCGACGAUUGGACAAUACCCGAGGAGGAGUACAAAAAGCGUCAAGACCUGCGUGAUAUAUGCGUGUGUUCCGUCGACCCGCCGGGCUGCACGGACAUCGACGACGCGCUGCACGCUCGGCCGAAAGGGGGCGUGUACGAGGUGGGCGUGCAUAUCGCUGACGUCACGUACUUCCUGCGGCCCGGAAACGCCAUGGAUAAGGAGGCCGCGUCCAGGUCAACUACAGUGUACCUCGUGGAUCGCAGAAUUGAUAUGUUGCCAGACUAUUUGAGUUCAAACCUCUGCUCACUGCGAGGCGGUGAGGAGCGUCUGGCGUUCUCUUGUGUUUGGGAGAUAGACGAGAAUGCUAAUGUCUUGUCGACCAAGUUCCAUAAGAGCGUCAUUAAGUCGCGCGCUGCCAUGACGUACGAGGAAGCGCAGAUAGCGAUCGACGACAAGUCGAGAAACGACGAGAUAGUGUCGUCGCUUCGUAUCCUCAACUCCCUCGCCAAGAAACUGAAACAGAAACGUCUCGACAACGGCGCCCUGCUGCUGGCCUCACCAGAAGUUCGAUUCCAGGUGGACUCCGAAACCCACGAUCCGGUGGAGGUGCAGGCGAAGAAGAUAAUGGACACCAACUCCAUGGUUGAGGAGUUCAUGUUGCUGGCGAACGUGAGCGUGGCGGAGCGGCUGGCGCGGGACUUCCCCCGGUGCGCGCUGCUGCGACGCCACCCCGCCCCACCUCCAGCCAACUUCACUACGUUCCUCAAGGCCGCUAGCCAGCAGGGUUUCGACUUAGACGUGUCUACGAACAAGGCGUUUUCGAAGUCUCUGAACGAAGCGGUGAUUCCGGACCGGCCGUUCUUUAACACAUUGCUACGUAUAAUGGCGACGCGGUGCAUGCAGCAGGCCGUGUACUUCUCCAGUGGAACGAAGACGCAAGAGGAGUUCUACCAUUACGGCUUAGCGUGUCCGAUUUACACGCAUUUCACUUCGCCUAUACGUAGGUAUGCGGACGUGAUGGUGCACCGUCUGCUGGCGGCGACGAUCGGCGCGGACGCGACGCACGCGACGCUGCUGGACACGCGCGCCGCGGACGCGCUCUGCGACAACCUCAACUACCGCCACCGCCAGGCGCAGUACGCCUCGCGCGCGUCCGUCGCGCUCAACACGCACAUCCUGUUCACGAACCGCGUGGAGGUGGAGCAGGCGGUGGUGCUGGCGGUGAAGCGGAACGCGCUGCAGGUGCUCAUCGUCAAGUACGGCCUGGAGGGACCGCUGUACCUGCCCAACGACAAGUUUACUUACAACGAGGAGGAGAAUUACCAAGUCUGCGGCGACAUCGUGCUGAAGACAUUCGACGAGCUCACCGUUCGUCUGGUCCUCGACAGCACAAACCUUCAGCACCGGAAGCUGGUGUUCCAACUCGUCGAACCCCAUAUACCCGGCUUCAGCUACGUCGAGGAAAAAAUGGAAGUCGACGAGAUUGAACCGAAGAAGAGGAAAGACGAGACGGAAGUGAAGAGCAAGAAGAAGAAGUCCAAGAAAUAACAUUCGUGUAAGAAUAAAUUUUAUUUUAUA
Molecule: messenger RNA, 3011 nt
Organism: Aricia agestis (brown argus)
Lineage: Eukaryota; Metazoa; Arthropoda; Insecta; Lepidoptera; Lycaenidae
Gene: Dis3
Product: exosome complex exonuclease RRP44
Exons: 15
Coding region: 102-2981 (959 amino acids)
Biological process (GO): rRNA catabolic process
Cellular component (GO): cytoplasmic exosome (RNase complex); nuclear exosome (RNase complex)
Molecular function (GO): endonuclease activity; RNA binding; 3'-5'-RNA exonuclease activity
Source: RefSeq, a predicted model, not a curated record